Messenger RNA from Cladophialophora psammophila CBS 110553, 1857 nucleotides. RefSeq lists its product as uncharacterized. The record is from RefSeq and is a predicted model, not a curated record. The coding region runs from base 1 to 1857 and encodes 618 amino acids. Lineage: Eukaryota; Fungi; Ascomycota; Eurotiomycetes; Chaetothyriales; Herpotrichiellaceae. The transcript has 2 exons. Gene Ontology annotation, molecular function: FAD binding.
AUGGCUCAAUCAAACGGCACCAACGGCACCACGCAGCAAGAAUCGCAUAUUUUGCCCAAAGGCACAGUUCUGAUUGCAGGAGGCGGCCCAGUCGGUCUGAUUCUGGCAAGAGUACUCUCAUACUAUGGCGUCAAAUCCGUUCUAUUUGAGCGAAACAAGACCACUACCAGCUGGCCCAAAAUGGACCUCACAAAUGGGCGCUCCAUGGAACUAUUCCGCAAACUAGGUCUCGCCGAUGACCUGCGACGGCAGGGUGUACUCCCCAAUAUCGACCAGCCUGUACUGGUAUCUUCCGGCCUUUCUAGCAAGGAAGCUAUAACAAGAUGGGACCUUCCUGGGGUUGAAAGAUUUCGUCAACGCAUUCAAGAAAACAAUGAUGGAACGCUGCCGCUGGAACCCUAUCAGAGACUCUCUCAGGCAGUAUUCGAGAAGUGGUUGAAGGCAAUUUGUGACCAAGAUCCUUUAAUCGAUCUUCGAUAUGGCUGGAAGGUUGAAUCUGUCCAGGAACAAGAGGACCAUAUCAAAACGACAGUUACGAAUGCUGACACGGGCAAAUCUUCGGUCUACGUCUCGGACUAUCUAGCAGGCUGCGACGGGGCCUCAAGUAGAGUCCGAAGAUCUCUUGGGUUUCCGUUGGAUGGUGGACCAGUCCCAACGUGCGUUCUGCUCGUUCAUUUCAAAUCUCGUGACCUCACCCGUCUUCACAAGCAAGGCCAGUUCUGGCAUAUUUUCCUGCUGGCAGAGCAUGGCGGUUUUGGGGGAGCUAUCAUAUCCCAAGACGAGGUUGAUACGUGGACAACUCAUCUGUUUCUACCACUGGAUGUAGAACCGGAAAAAAUUGAAUCCCAUGAGGCUGUAUAUAGAGUUUUAGGUGGUAUCCAUGGGAAGUACCCUAUCGAGAUUGACCAAAUCCUCGUUCGCUCCACCUGGCAACCUCAUAUAGCUGUUGCGCGCAAUUGGAGCAGUCCCAGUCAGCGCGUUCACGUCGCUGGAGACGCUGCGCAUCAAAACAUCCCCACCGGAGGCUAUGGAAUGAACACGGGCAUCGGCGACGCUUUUGAUUUAGGUUGGAAGCUUGCCGCUGUUAUCAACGGACAAGCCGGCAGCGACUUACUCAAGUCUUAUGAAUUAGAGAGAAGACCAGUUGCUCUUCAAAACGUCGAGCGCUCUGGAGUCCAUUUCCAGGUUCACGACCAGUUAAGAGAAAUCCUAUCCGGUGGCGACCCGAAUCGUGUUGACGAAGAUACGGAGGAGGGACGUCAACUUCGAGCCACCAUCCAUGAACAUUACCAAAGGAACUCUGGUGAGAACAAGGAUUUUGGUAUCGAAAUGGGCUAUCGAUACGAAUCGCCGGUUAUAAUUCCAGACAAAGAUGCGGAACAGCCUAUCUGGACACCGGCUCAAUACACACCUACCUCGUGGCCAGGUGGUCGGCCUCCGCAUAUCUUUCUCUCAGACGGCACCCCUAUAUUUGACAAACUUGGGAAAGACUGGACCCUGCUGGUCUUUGACGAAAAUUGUGGACAAGAAUUCGUGGGGGAGGCAGCCAUAUCUCUGUCAAUACCCUUGAAAGUGGUCUCUCUCAACGGUGAAGAACUGGCGAAGACAUUGUAUGAGAAAGCCCUGGUGUUGAUCCGACCGGACCAGCACGUUGCAUGGAGGACGGACAAAGUACAUAGCAUGCAGGAGGCGGAAAAAAUGCUAAACGUGGUCACGGGAAGGGUCAGGACAAAUUUGAAGGUGGGAGAGGAAGCCGCUCUGGCAGAGGCACCAAGGGUGGCAUUUACCUCCACAAAGGAAAUGAUCACGCAGGUAGGGGACUUCAAGCUCGAGAAGAUGGGAGCCUUGCAAAUGUAG